Molecule: messenger RNA, 1484 nt
Organism: Nelumbo nucifera (sacred lotus)
Lineage: Eukaryota; Viridiplantae; Streptophyta; Magnoliopsida; Proteales; Nelumbonaceae
Biological process (GO): ERAD pathway
Cellular component (GO): BAT3 complex
Molecular function (GO): misfolded protein binding; polyubiquitin modification-dependent protein binding
Source: RefSeq, a predicted model, not a curated record
CCUACUACACACUAAAGGCCUCACUCUAUCUUCCCACAGUUUUGCACAUUAUACCUCAAGGAAAGGGACUAAGCCACUCAUCUCUUCCAGUGUGUAGUUAUUGGGUGACAUGUUAAGACAAUAGAAGGGACAUGGGUUGAGAUCAAGGGGCAAUCAGUAUUGGAACUGGGAAGGUGAUUAGCCAUGUGGUCUUUUUGGGCAUAUGGAAAGAAAGGAACAUGCAGGUCUUUCAAUGUCAUCCUUUGAGGCCUUGAGAGCCCGGGUUUUAUUUCUCCCCAGUUCAUGGAUGUUGGCCACUGAUGAACUAAAUGGAGUCUUAGCAGAUGGCAUGAAACUAAGUCUCACACAAACCCUUCUCUUGGCACCUGGGAUCCCUUCCAGAUAUCAGGACCUUCCCCCUCCCAAUUUCAAGGAGAUUCUGCUACUGUUUGAUAGUAGUUCAUUUUGAAACCUGGGUUGUGUAGGUAGGGCUGAUGGUAGCAUCUUUUGGGCUUUUCGCAGUGCUUUCGGCUACAUGCAUUCCUUGUAAGCAGAAGUGAGUGUUCUUCUUGUGGGGUUCAAAUUGCAAAGUUGGGGUUGACUCUUUCUUGUGCUUUUGAAUGGGACUGAGUAAAAGUCACUAGAUGGAUUGAGUCGACAGGAAGCAGCUCUUGGUAUCUAGCCAACUUCUCAAAAGAAAUAAGGGAGAUAUUAGCAGUAAAAAGGGUGCAUAUUUGAUGGAAACUUUAGAGCUGAAUUUUAUGGCUGUGUUCUUGUAAAGGCUGGGAUUGAUAUAUAGAAAAGGGAAAAAAGGGGAAAAUCAGAUUAUAGUUUUGAUAUUCAACCUAAGUGUUUUUGCUUUCAGAAUUAAAUAUGUUCUGCGAAUUUAGCUUUAGCUUGUAAUGGUAAUGUUCUUGGCUUGUGAAUAAUUGUACCUCUUCUGUGCAGUUUUUCUUGUUAAGAUUUGUUGUGUUCUUAAAUUCUGUUUGCUUCAGUAGAAUGGCGAGUGAAAAUCCUGUUGAAGGUUCCAGUAUGAAUGAAGUUAUUGAUGAAGGUUCAGGUUCAACUGUUGAACUCAAUUAUCAAGACUCUGGACUCACAGAUAACACAUUUCAUGUGGACAAGAAUUCGAAUAGUUCAAAUUCCACUCAAGACAUUGAAACAGAAGCAACUCAUAGUCAUGGCAUUGUUGAUGGCAGAACACUAUCUGGAAAUCAAGCACAGCAUGGGCAUACAUUUCUAAAUCACCAAUUUCAAUUGGAAGCGGUUGCAGUGCCUUUUCCUUUACUUAAUAUGGUAGUCUCCUGCUUCCUCUUUCACACUGUUUGCAUGUAAAAAGAGCAGAAAGUGGCUUAAGUAAAAUUUGGUUAUUCUUAAUUCAUUUUCUGUUGGUCCUCCAUUCUCUUGACAUGUUAAUAUAGUCCCCCAUUUUCUGUUACUGCUCUAGUUAGAAAAAGUGAUUUGUUACACAUUAAGGGGCUAGAAGAGCUUGGGGUAGGCCAACA